This is a messenger RNA of Neohortaea acidophila, 2142 nucleotides long. RefSeq lists its product as uncharacterized. Lineage: Eukaryota; Fungi; Ascomycota; Dothideomycetes; Mycosphaerellales; Teratosphaeriaceae. The transcript has a single exon. Gene Ontology annotation, biological process: post-transcriptional tethering of RNA polymerase II gene DNA at nuclear periphery; poly(A)+ mRNA export from nucleus; transcription elongation by RNA polymerase II. The coding region runs from base 219 to 1925 and encodes 568 amino acids. Gene Ontology annotation, cellular component: transcription export complex 2. The record is from RefSeq and is a predicted model, not a curated record. Gene Ontology annotation, molecular function: double-stranded DNA binding; RNA binding.
CCCAUCUUCAACCUCGCCUGGAUCACGCAGCACUUGCGCCAACGCAGCCGCGACGAACUCAGCGACGACGAACUUUCCACCGCAGCGCAUAAUGUCCUGGGCCAAGUCGGGAGCCUAAUCGGUCGGCCCGUCACAGACGUUUUCGAAGCGGCGAAACCGGCGGUCCGAAAAGCACUUCUUCUUGCGCAGAAGAAGGAAAAACACGAGCCUCUUCGCAGAUGGACACGCCUCUCCUCGGCCAAUUCCUCGUGGCCGUGAAUGGCUUCAUCAAAGUGCGCAACGAAGCGCAGCUGAACGCGUACCUCGUGCUCGAACCGCCUUUCAACCCGCAAUACCAGAACCUCAUCGCGGAGCUGAAGAAGGCCUACCCCAAAGGAAACGAAGAGCAGCUGGAGCAGAAGUGCGAGCGUGCGCUGUCUGCAGCCACGACAAGGGAUGCAGAAGACGGCGCGGCGUGGACGGCGUUUGUCAAGUUCAUGGUGCAGUAUCUUGCUUACCUGCGCGACAUCGAUGCCGAUCCGGAGAGGUAUCUGCUGGCCUAUGAGCUGCUGAGCGAGUUGCAGAGUCGGGCGAAUAAUGCGCUCAACCACGCGACGCUGGGGCAUUUACUCCUCCCUACUGUCAUCACCAUCGCUCGCCUGGUUUGCCGCCUGGCAAUAGGACUAGACAAACGCUCCACCCUCACCGCGCACCUGAACGCCUCUUCAAGCGGCGGCGCAGCAGCAGCAGCAAACGAAGACGGCGGACCGCGAGAGACCCUCCCCGAGCGCGCAGCCAACACCCUCCGCCAAGCCUUCGUCAUCUGCCUCAACGACCGCACGCCUGCCGCCGCGCACUCCGCGCCCGCCGGCAAGAAGCGCGGCAUCUACACGAUUGCCAACCUGUGCCUGAAAAUCCUCUUCCAGUGCCGCAAGACGCGCAACGCGACGCAGAUUUUCGAGAACAUCUACAACCUCUCGCCGCCCCUGGCGUCCUACCCGAAGCGCGAGCGCGUCGCCUACCUCUAUUACUUGGGGCGCUUUUGGUUUCAGAAUGGGCAUUUCUAUCGCGCGCAGUUGGCGCUGCAGGCUGCGUAUGAUGAGUGUCCUGCGCGAGAAGAGUGCGUGCGCCAGCGCCGGCUGCUCCUCAUCUACCUCAUCGCCUCGAACCUCAUUCUAGGCCGCUUCCCCUCGCAAGCACUCCUCAAUCGCCCCGAAGCCAUCGGCCUAGCAGAGCGCUUCCUCCCCCUCUGCCACGCGAUCCGCAAAGGCGAUUUAGCCGCUUUCCGGCACCACACGGACAUCAUGCAGGGCGAGCACGCAGCGUGGUUCCUGCAUUUCCGCAUGCUGCUGCAGCUGCGGAAUCGCGGCGAAGUGUUGGUGUGGAGAUCACUCGUGCGCAAAACGUGGAUUCUGAAUGGGACGCGCCCGGCCGAUCUACGGAGUAAGGUGACGCCUACUGUGAGUGUUUACGAUUUGGUCGGGGCGUGGGAGUGGCUGGAGAGGAGGCAGUUGCAGUCCAAGGGGUUGCAGGCGGAUGACUACGUCGAUCCCGAUUUCGCUGGGGUGGAGCAGCAUUUUGCGCAUGGUGGGGAAGAAGUGUUGGUGGACACCACGGCCAUCGAGUCCAUCCUCUCCUCGCUCAUUGAUCAGGGCUUUCUCGGCGGCUUCAUCAGUCAUCGACAGAUGAAGUUCGCCAUUACGGGCAGCGCGAAGAAGGGCGGCGAUAUCCUUGCUGCCGGCUUUCCGCGGCCUUGGGAGGUGAUGAGGGCCAAGGCGGAGAGGGAGAAGGACAGCGGUGGAGAGGUGGUUGUGCCGGGGUGGAAGAAGCAAACUUCCGUGUCGAAUGGGUUUGGAGGUGCGGCGGGGAUGUUGGGCGGUUUGCGGCCUGGUCCCGGGAUGGUAGUCAAUUUGAGUGGUGCUAGGCCGGUGGGAGCUGUUGGGUAGAUGGAGAGGAUGCAUGUUUGCUUAGGACUUGGCGAUCAUGAUGCCGUAGGGAUCGCGGUCGACUUCGCUGACGUGCACUUCGAUGCUCUCGUCUUCCAGCGCGGCGAGGUAGUCCUUGUCGUGCUCGACGCCGUUGGUCGAGCGCUGUUCGUCUCGAAGCCGUUUCCACUGUACCAGCAAGUUAGCGCCUCCAUAUCACAAUGAAAGGAAGGGAAGC